AUGAAGCUCUCCAUCCUGACCGGAUUGGUACUCGCUACCUCCUUUUGUGCUGCUUUCAACCCCAGGCCAUUCGACGGAGCCCUCAGAAGACGGCAAUCGCCUAAUGACAAUACUUCGUCUUUGCAAGUUGAUCUAGGAUACGCGAUCUAUGAAGGGUUAUCCAAUGAAGAAAGCGGGGUAAAUGAAUGGAAAGGCAUUCGAUAUGCGGCUCCACCCAUAGGCAACUUACGUUGGCAAGCACCUCAAACUCCAGCCUUCAAUAGAAGCAGCAUUAUAUCAGCCAACGGAAUUCCUCAUCAAUGUCCACAGGCGUCCGCGAAUUUCGGCAUAGACACAGCCACAUUGGAGGAGGCGAAUGGGCCAUCAGCUUCUGAAGAUUGCCUGUUCCUCAAUGUCUUUGCACCAACACAGAACCCUCAAAAUCUCCCUGUUUUUGUCUGGAUCCAUGGCGGUGGUUAUGGCCAAGGAAAUGGGAGUCAAAAUCUUGCAGACAUCAUCCGAACUAAUAACGACAGCUUUAUUGGAGUCAGCAUUCAGUACCGAUUGGGAGCUUUUGGAUUUUUGUCAUCUGAUGAGGUCAAUCGAUUUGGCGUACCAAACGCUGGCAUCAGGGACCAAACUUUUGCUUUGCAGUGGGUUCAGAGCUAUAUCCAUCUCUUUGGCGGGAAUGCUUCACAAGUCACUAUUGCUGGGUUGUCUGCUGGUGGAGGCUCAGUGAUGCUCCAAGCUAUGGCUUAUGGAGGUACUCUGGGGACAUCGCUCUUCACAAAUGCCAUUGCAGCGUCGCCAUACCUGCCGAUGCAGUAUGGCUAUAAUGACUGGGUACCAAGUCAGAGCUACUAUGCAUUUGCUGCGGCGGCUGGGUGUCUAUCCGGGUUUGCAUACGGUAGCCCGACUAGUGCGAAGUCGGUUUUCAAAUGUUUGGUUGAAAAAGACACAGCUAUACUUCAAAACGCAAGUGCAUUCAUCUCUGCAUCAGGAACGUAUGGCAGUUGGGGCUUCUUGCCAGUGACAGAUGGAAGGUUUAUCCAGCAACUUCCGAGCGUGCAGUUACAGAAGAAGCAGGUCAAUGGGCUCAGAGUACUAUCUGGAAACAAUGCACUCGAGGGUCCGUCGUUUGUGCCGCAGAACAUCACCUCGGAAGAUGAAUUGGUGUCGUGGAUUCAAGAAGUCUUCCCGCUUUUCACUGAAGACGACAUCUCAAAGGUCCUUCGAUACUACCCAGGCAGUAAUGCUACCGACGACAUGAACGCUGUUGAUUACGCGACAUCGGGGUAUACAGGUGCCACAGCCAGUAACGUGAGCUCAAUUGCCACUGGUCAACAGCAACGGGCGAAUAAUAUCUAUGCUGAGACGACAUUCGUAUGUCCUUCAUACUGGCUUGCCGAAGCGUACACCAACAAGGGCCGUGAAGGCUGGAAAUACCAAUACUCAGUUCCAGCAGCUCUCCACGGCACAGACCAAACAGGGUACUUCGGUCCCGAGAGCAUGCCACAGCAGGGGCCGGACUUCAUACGAGCCUUCAUGACCAUCUUCGGCAACUUUAUAACCCAAGACAACCCAGCAAUAUCCGCCUCUAUCGCAGCAGGCAACUCAUCCACGACGGCAUCAAGCAACAACCAGUCUCUCAUAGACUGGCCCGCAUAUACGAAUGCCAGUCCGUAUCAACUGAAUUUGAACGAGACUGGGGGCGAGGAGUAUAGUGCUGUAGGAGUUACCUUUAAUGGCACGCCUCUCAAUGUUACCCAGUAUCGAAAUCCGGGGUUGAGGAAUAAUUUUACGCUGGUGGAUGCAUUCUCAUGGGAGGGUGGUAGAGGAACGAGAUGUGACUUUUGGAGAAGUGUUGGACCGAUUGUGCCAGAGUAA
Messenger RNA from Cadophora gregata, 1866 nucleotides. RefSeq lists its product as uncharacterized. The record is from RefSeq and is a predicted model, not a curated record. The coding region runs from base 1 to 1866 and encodes 621 amino acids. The transcript has 6 exons. Lineage: Eukaryota; Fungi; Ascomycota; Leotiomycetes; Helotiales; Ploettnerulaceae.